GUCUGCGCUUGCGCGGCGGAGAAACCCGAGUGCGGACCUCGUUGGAGUCUCAUUCUAUCCUCCCACGAGUGGACUGUGUGCGUCAGAGCGCAUGCGCUCCCACGGAUUAAUGUCAAGGCACAAAAGUGGCGCUAUAUCGUUUCCAGCCCUACUCCGGUGGUUGCCUUAGCGAUGGACGGGGAAUCAGAACCCAGGCCUGGUGCGGGGGAGGGGGCGGGGCCUCCCUCGCCACAGCCGCAAGCCACGCCCCCUGAGGCCCCGGAGGAGGCGGAGGCGGUUCCCAUGAUGACAGACGGGGAGGACGGCAACGAGGACGACGACGACGACGUGGUGUUGGUGGGGGAGGGGGCCACUCCCGCCAGCCAGCCCGCUGUCGUAUCCACGGCAACCAGCCCACCUGCCGACGCCUCCAGCUCCUCCGCCAAGGCCGCCCCUGCCACCGCGGGGGCUACGGUUGCCACGGAGCCCAUCGUCAUCGACGACGAAGAGGACUAUGAGCACAAGGAGGAGGGCUCCGGGGGCCCCACGGCGGAGGAGGAGGAGGAGGAGGAGGAGGAGGAGGAGGAGGCCCCCGGCUCCCCCGCCGCCGCCGCCGGGGCCCUUAGCAGCACAGAGCCCGACUCGCAAAUCAGGAUCGCCAGCGUCACCACGCUGGGCGAUGACCCCGCCCCCCUCUCCUCCUCCUCCCCCACCACGGACGAGGCCCCGCCCCCCAAGCUCAUUGCAGAGGAGCUCCCGGCCGACAUGAAGCUGCUGAUCAGCGGGGUGACGUCGCUGCAGGGCGGGCCGCCGGCCGCCACAGCGGUGCCGGAGACUCCAGCAGGGGAGAACGGUCUUCAGAUCAGCAGCACAUUCAGCCUCAACACAGACUCCUCCUCCUCCACCUCCUCCACCUCCUCCAAAGCAAACUCCUCCUUCAACCCUGGGAGGGGAGCAGCCAACAGUAGCCAGCCUGUCUCUAACGGAGACACACACACACGCACAGACUCUUGGAUCUCCCAGUCAGCUUCGUUCCCUCGGAACCAGAAGCAGGGCGGGGUGGACUCCCCCUCGCCGGCCCCCUCGCUCCCUAAACCUCAGGGCCAGUCUUCCUCAUCCUCCUCUUCCGCCGCCGCCCAGCCCCCGGCGCCGCCCCGAACCGUCAAGGUGACCUGUGCCAACUGUAAGAAGCCCCUGAAGAAGGGCCAGACGGCCUACCAGCGCAAGGGCUCCACCCACCUGUUCUGCUCCACCACCUGCCUCUCCGCCUUCUCCCACAAGCCCGCCCCCAAGAAGACCUGCACCAUGUGUAAAAAGGACAUCACCACUAUGAAGGGGACCAUCGUGGCCCAGGUGGAUUCCAGCGAGUCCUUCCAGGAGUUCUGCAGCACGGGCUGCCUGGGGGCCUACGAAAACAAGCAGAACCCCCCCAAGACCGCCAUCAAGACCAAGUGCACCGUCUGCGGCAAGCUCACAGAGAUCCGGCACGAGGUGAGCUUCAAGACGGUGACCCACAAGAUCUGCAGCGACGCCUGCUUCAACGUGUACCGCAUGGCCAACGGCCUCAUCAUGAACUGCUGCGAACAGUGCGGAGACUACCUGCCCAACCGCGCCACGGCCAACCACGCAGUGCUGGUCGACGGCCAGCAGAAACGCUUCUGCUGCCUCAACUGCAUCAAGGAGUUCAAACAGGUGAACAGUAAGCUGUCCAGCUGCUCCAGCUGUAAGACUCUGAUCAAGACGGGGGAGGUCCUGCAUGGCGUGGGGUCCUCAGGGGUCAUGGGGUCGUUCUGUUCGGCUUCCUGUAUGAGCAAACCCAAGGUCGCCACGCCCCUGGUCCUCAACGCAGAGCCCACGUGUCACUUCUGCAAGAGGAUUUCCUUGCCGCAGUUCCAGGCCAUGCUGCCAGAGGGCGACGUGCUCAGCUUCUGUAGCUCCCAGUGUGUCACCAAGUUCCAGAAUGCUGCCGUUGAGACGGUUACCAACGGGCAGCCGCCGGUCGGCACGGCGACCAACAGCAUCCAGCUGAAGUGUAACUACUGCAGAGGAGCCUUCAGCCUGAAGCCUGAGAUCCUGGAGUGGGAGGACAAGGUGCACCAGUUCUGCAGCCGGAGCUGCUGUGAGGACUACAAGAAGCUCCACUGCAUCGUCACCUUCUGUGAGAACUGUCAGGAGGAGAAGACCCUCCACGACACCCUCAACAUCUCCGGGGUCAAAAGACCCUUCUGCAGCGAAGGCUGCAAGCUGCUCUUCAAGCAGGACUUCAUCCGGCGGCUGGGCCUGAAGUGCGUCAGCUGCAACCACUGCAGCCAGCUGUGCAAGCGCAGUGUGACGCGGCAGCUGGGCGGCAUGACGCGCGACUUCUGCAGCGAAUCCUGCGCCAAGAAGUUCCACGACUGGUACCACAAGGCGGCGCGGUGCGACUGCUGCCGGGUGCAGGGCAACCUCACGGAGUCUGUCCACUGGAGGUCUGAGAUGAAGCAGUUCUGUGACCAGAAGUGUCUCCUGCGCUUCUACCUGCAGCAGAACCAACCCGUCAUGGUCACGCAGAAGGGACCGGAGAACAUCAGCCUCGGCGUCGAGGUGCAGGGGGCUAAACUUGGGAUGCUGAGCCAGGGCUCGAUGGUGCAUCCGGGCUUGCUGCGUGACGUAAAGAACAAGGCUGUCCUGUGUAAACCUCUCACCCUGACCAAGGCCACCUACUGCAAACCCCACAUGCAGAGCAAACCACUGCAGACAGAUGCGGAUGACGGCGUGAAGCGGGAGUUCAUCCCUGUGCCCAUCCCCAUCCCCGUGUACAUCCCGGUGCCCAUGUGCAUGUACGCCCAGCUGACGCCCAUGCCCUUCUCCCUGCCCUUCCCCGUUCCAGUGCCGGUGUUCCUACCCAGCUCCCAGCAAGGGGUGGACCAACUGGUCCAGAACAUCACAGACCUGAAGACCAAAGUCCUCCAUGAACCUCUGGAGACCCUUAGACCAGAACCCUCCCAAGACAACCACAUACCAGUUUCAGAAGUAAAACCUCUAAAGCUGAUGAAGGAGCGUGGAGCCGGAGAGUCCUCCUACUCAUCGUCCUCCUCUUGCUCAGGCAGUGUGAGUGAGGAAGAGGGGGAUGAAGAGAAGUACAACCUUGAGAUGGACCUGGAGAAAGACUUCCCACAAGGUCCAGACUCCGACCACAAGGCCACCCAGGAGGACCUAGAGGAGGACAUGGACUCCACGCCUCCCCCUGCCCUGCACAAGGAGGAGAAGGAGAAGGAGGACGAAGAGAAGGAGGAGAAGGAGGAUGAGAAAGGGAAGGAGGCGGAGGUGCAGGAAGAGAAGGAAACAAAUGUAAUUCAAGAGGAGGUGGAGGAGAAGAAGGAAGAUAAGGGGGAGGAGAAAGAGAAGAAUGAAGACGAGGAGAUGGAGGAGGAGAAGGAGACUCAGGAUAAGGAGGGGGAGAAAGAGGAGGAGCUGAAAGAGAAGGAAGAGGAGGAGCUGAAAGAGGAGGAGGAGUCGAAAGAGAAGGAGGAGCCGAAAGAGAAGGAGGAGCUGAAAGAGGAGGAGGAGCCGAAAGAGGAGGAGGAGCCGAAAGAGGAGGAGGAGCCGAAAGAGAAGGAGGAGCCGAAAGAGAAGGAGGAGCUGAAAGAGGUGGUGGAGAAAAAGAUGGAGGAAGCACCUCCCGUCCCUCAGGCCAAGAGACAGGGUCACAAGCGGCGUGCGGUAGAGGCGGGAUCUGUCCCUGCGUCGCCGUCCUCCGUGCAGACUCGUGGUCGGCGUGGGAGGCAGCGGCGCGUCCCGCUGCGGGCACGCUACGGCCUCAACGCCUGGAGACGCUGGGCGCUGUCCCCCGCUGACCAAUCACACGACUCCAAAGAGCCGGACAGCGCCACACCAGCAGACGGGACCCGGUCCAGAGCAGACCUGCUGUCCCUGAGUCCAGAGGAGCUGUGCGUCUCCCUGAGCCGCUUCGUGCAGGAGGUCAGCCGGCCCUGCGGGGGGCGCUACUCCCCAGACAGCAUCCUCUACCUUUGCCUUGCCAUCCAGAAGCAUCUGAAUGCUAAAGGACGAAAUGACGACCUGUUUGGAGACCCAUGCUACCGGCGGUUUGGAGAGGAGUUGGACCGGAUCUUGACGGGCUGGCAGCCCAGUCUCCUUCCUGAUGGCUCCGCGUGGGGUCGUGUGGAGGAGGACUCUCUGUGGCGGAGCCGGCAGCUGGGGGAGCACAGCCCGACCUCCCUGCUCCUCUCCCUGGUCUUCCUGAACACCAAACACCUGGGCUUCCGCUCCGUGGACCAGCACCUCCGUCUCGCAUUCACCGAUGUCUACGGCCCCGACGACCAGCUUCCUCUUACCAAGGAGACCGCCGUCUGCAUCCGCGUGCCCGCCCUCUCUCAGGAACUACCCGGCUGCAGGAAGAGGAAGCGCCAGGCAGAGGAUGAAGACGCCGACGACCUCGAUGAGGCGUCAGGAAGCUCCGCCCCUCGGAGUCCGUCUCACCUCGAACGCGAGCGACGCCUCUAUGAACUCUACAGAACCAAAUGUCCGUCGUCGUUACGGGACAGCUCGAGCGGGUUCUACGUAAGGCCAGUUCCGGGCGCUGGCACCGAAGACCCCCUGUGGUUCAGCUCGGAGCCCCUGGAACAGAGCGCUUUGGUGUCCCUACUUACCCGUGUCCUCGUAGUGCGGGAGGUCUACUCAGACAAACAACGGCACCCCCUACUGGCGGAAGAGGAGGAGGAGGAGGAGGAGGAGGAAAUGACAGCCCCGGACCCUACAGUCUGACCUCUUCACCCAGGGGACACUCUGCGCCAAGCCCCUCCCUCUCCAAACCAUCGUCCUGUUGAGGAACAUGAGGACUGUCUAAGAGGAAGAGGUUGUGUGGUACUCGCUGUCAUCUUCCUUUCUGGGGGGAACCCACCCCAAGCCACAUCUUGCGUUCCUCUUCUCAGAAUAGUAAAAUGGCGGGAAGUGUGAUGGGAGACGAGGCGCCGCACUGAGAUCCUUUCUGGGUCCCCUGUUUUUCUAGGACUGAAAGCGACACCCACAGCCUUGUGUCUGUAGGGCGCCCAGAGCUCAACCUUCCUUCAACAGGUGCACUCUCUCCCAAGACGGCUGCUCUGGUGGAGGCAGCGAGAGAAGACGCCUACCUCCCUUUCCUCUCCCCUGGCCUGUUCCUAUACCUUCAACGCCUAGCAGCGCACCCACUAACGGCGUGCACACGUGUGUCCGUAGUACAUCUGCAUUGUAAACGGGGGUUUCAGUGUUUGACAUCGGCCUAAAUGAGGCGUAAAACCUGUCGUCUGCGCCCAACGCUAACAGAAAUGACAACCGGUCAGCAAUAUCCCCUCCUGCUUAUCACUACCACCACCACCACCACAACGUCACUUAUUCAACCCCUUUAACCAUUAACCCGGAUCUCAGGUCAGCUGCACCCCAUGACUCCCGGUCGCCCUAGCCAGAUAUUAAGGACUUCCUGUCAUAAGUCUCCCCUGUUUGGCUGGCAGAGCUAGCCGCUCUGCUGUGUGUUGUUUAGAAAGAUUAGGACCAUGUAGCAUUAAGUUCUUACUAAGGCUGCUGUGAAGCGUGUGUGUGUGUGUAAAUAUAUAUUCCACAAUUCCUCAACGACGGUGCGGCGUUAAAUGAACCCAAACGAAGCUUGAAGACUAUCCUCCCAAAAAGCCUAAAAACAUGCCUAAGUGUGUGUUUUUUCAUUUUGUGUAGUUAUUAUUUUGCGUGUACAGAGCGCACAUUUGUGCCCCGUUGAGAGCGCAGUGUGUUGGUGUCAUGUCUCACCACCCCCUCCCAACUCUCCCAGAGUGCUUUGCUCCCAUUAGGAUGCUGUAUUAGAUGAGAAGUGUUGCCCCGGCAACGCAGCAUGCUGCGGGACUGUCUAGAGAACUGAUUUUGAUUUUAGUUUCUCUCCUUUAUCAACCGGUGUGUCACUCAUGUAAACUUCAACCUCCAAAACAAUCUUUGUUCCUUUUUCCUGGAUAUUUCUGUUAAAAAAAAAAAAAAGGGUAUGGCACCUGCUUGUUCAGAGUUGUUUUAUUUUGAGGGUAUGUUCAAAGAAGUCGAGCCUUGUUUAAUAAUGAAGUGGAGAUGUAUUUUAUGAUAAAGGAUUUUGUUUGUCAUUGAUCUUCCUCUGGUUCCGCUUGCGACAGUCUUCAAACACAUCAACUUCCUCUUUUAGAGCGCUUCUGUUCUGCAGUUACCAUGGUAACUCACAGAACCAGUCUGUCCAUUGUUUGAUCUGAUUUAUAAUUCACUCAUUAAAGAGCUCGCUAAUAGUUAGCCCACAUAUAUACUGUAUUUAAUUUCCCAUUGUAACAUUACAGGAAAACACGUGUGUGAGGUAUAGCCCUUGGUUCAGGAUCUAGCCUAUCAGAGGGGUUCCCUCCUACCUUCAUCUGGGAGGCUGCAAGAUGGCUGACCAGGCUCCCGAUCUUUCUGCUAGUAGGGGUGAGAGUUGGAGGGUUCUUCCUGCGAUGCCUAUGUGAAUGUGCCUACCUGUAAAUACUGAGGAGUGUUGGUGUCUUAAGUCUGAUGCUGUGUGGGCUGGUCUGCCAAAACGUUAAAUAAAAUGCUUCAUUUCUUACCUGAA
Messenger RNA from Gadus macrocephalus (Pacific cod), 6562 nucleotides. It is a transcript of the gene zmym2, whose product is annotated as zinc finger, MYM-type 2. Bases 172 to 4743 code for a protein of 1523 amino acids. The record is from RefSeq and is a predicted model, not a curated record. Lineage: Eukaryota; Metazoa; Chordata; Actinopteri; Gadiformes; Gadidae. Gene Ontology annotation, molecular function: zinc ion binding. The transcript has 25 exons.